GGAUCAAACACGGAAGUCGUCCGUCGUGUCCUCUGCAGGUAAGCUGAUAGGAUGCCCAGGUUUCAGGAGGUGGAGUCAGGUCAGGCUCCGCCCUCUGGAGGCAGUGGUCUGGUUGCUAAGCGAUACAACAUCCUGCAGAGUCUGGGCAGAGGAAGUUUUGGUUCCGUUUAUCUGGUUCAGGACACGAGAGCUGCAGACGGAGAGAAGCUGAAGGUGUUGAAGCAGAUUCCUCUGGGCGACCUUCGACCUGACGAGACGGUGCGGGCGACGCAGGAAGCCCAGCUGCUGUCUCAGCUGCACCACCCGGCCAUCCUCACCUUCUACCACAGCUUCCUGGAGAGAGACGCCUUCUGCAUCAUCACCGAGUACUGCCAGGACCGAGAUCUAGACUGGAAGCUGGAGGAGGUGCGACGAGCCGGGCGGAGCCUCCCUGAAAUCCAGGUCAUCGAUUGGUUCAUCCAGUUGCUGCUCGGCCUGCACUACAUGCAUGACAGGCGAAUCCUCCACAGAGACCUCAAGGCCAAGAACGUCUUCCUGAAACAAAACCUCGUUAAGAUCGGGGAUUUUGGUGUUUCCUGUCUGCUGAUGGGAUCAUGUGACCUGGCCACCACCUUCACAGGGACGCCGUACUACAUGAGUCCAGAGGUGCUGAACCACCAGGGAUACGACUCCAAGUCUGACAUCUGGGCUCUGGGCUGCCUCCUCUUUGAGAUGUGCUGUCUGACUCACGCCUUCCGGGGGCCGAGCUUCCUGUCUGUGGUGAUGAAGAUCGUGGAGGGAGAAACCCCGACGCUCCCCGCCUCCUUCUCCCCUGAUCUGAACUCCGUCCUGCAGAGGAUGCUGCACAAACAACCUUCGUCCAGACCGUCAGCUGCAGAACUCCUCAAGACCAAGUUCAUGGAGAGACACAUGCAGAAGAUGAAGAUCAGGUUUGAGUUUGUGUCGUCAGGAGGAGAGGAAGAUGCUCAAGUCAUCGCCAAGAACAUGCAGACAAAGGUUCACCUGCAGACACUGAGGGAGAGGUCGGAGGUAGAGAAGAUGACGCCCAGAGAGAGAAUGAGGCUCCGCAAACUGCAGGCUGCUGAUGAGAAGGCCAGGAGACUGAGGAAACUGGCUGAGGAGAAAUAUGAGGAGAUCCACACCCGGAGGAGAGAGCUGAGGAGCCGCCAUUUUGAAAAAAUCAGUGUGGACGUUCUGAAUGAGAGCAGAGAGGGCGGAGCCUGUCAGACUCUGCCAAUCAGGAGCCACGAUCACCGGUCCACAGGAGGGUUGCAGCCAAUUGAAAGGCAGGAUGAGUCAGAACCAGAGCUGCACGAUAUCCCAGAGGACCCUCAGGCUGCUGAAGUUUACUACAACCAGGAUGGAUUUGACUCGUGUUCAGAGGACGAGGAGACGGAGACACCUGCAGAGACGCUUUACCUGUCUGACCCACAGGUCAGUGAGCUGGAGGCUAUGAUGAAGCACAUGCAGAAAGUUCUGGAAGAGGAGCUGAGUGGAGAUCCAGUGGAGCGUGAGGCCCCCCAGACCUCCCAGGGGCCCUGGAGCCCCCAGGCCCCCCAAGGGCCCCCGAUGAUCAACAGCAGCCUGCUGGAGACCAGAAUCCAACACCUGAGAGAGUCUGCCUGUCGCCGCCUCGGCUCAGACGUCUUCCAGCAGCUGUAUGAGAACCUGAAGGAGGCCAGGCGGCGGCGGGAGGUUGAGGAUGAGGACGGCGUCACCGAGGACGCUCCAGAGGAUGAACCUGAUGUGGGCUUCCAGGUGGACCAGCUGCUGUUCCUCGAGGGAGAGCUGCAGAGAGUGAGACGGCUGCAGGAGGACACACCCCCAGUCUGAAAAACUUUAUUUAAACAACUCAUCAUCACAAAGAAUAUUUCUUACUUUACAGGUAAACUGAUCAGAGCUUUCUGUAUGUGCUAGAAGAAUUACAUUAAACAUUUACAUGGGAAGUGAAUGAGUUUUUCCCCUGAAGUCGAAGCUGAAAUAAAGAGAUUUAAAGUGA
Messenger RNA from Seriola aureovittata, 1999 nucleotides. It is a transcript of the gene nek11, whose product is annotated as NIMA-related kinase 11. Gene Ontology annotation, biological process: protein phosphorylation. Lineage: Eukaryota; Metazoa; Chordata; Actinopteri; Carangiformes; Carangidae. The record is from RefSeq and is a predicted model, not a curated record. Gene Ontology annotation, molecular function: ATP binding; protein kinase activity. The coding region runs from base 52 to 1833 and encodes 593 amino acids. The transcript is spliced from 16 exons.